CAGAAACUCCAUUGUUUAGUACUACUCUUUGAUUAAUUAGCAAUUAUCGUCCAUGGAUUGCAAUAAAGAUUUUGCUCAUAGCUACAUGCUCUUGAAGCCUGAAGAGGUAAAUCUAUUCGAUCUCUUUAAAAUCUUGUUCUCCACUGACAUCGAGAACAGAAAAUUUGUGGAUAGCAAAGCAAAGGACGAGACUUUUGAGCGUCGAUGGCUCAUGUUCAUCUCCAUUGUGGUUCAGAAGCUUCUGCAAUUUGGGUCCAAGCCAUUGUCAUGGGUUGGUUCAUGGUUCGAAAUGUGCCUUAACCUUGUUUCAAGCAAUCGCAAUAUUGGUGUGCUCUUCUUGAAUGUCUUCCAAGGGAGUGUAGUGGUGCCCAGCAAAACCUCUGCGGCAUUCAUUUCGUUUAUUGGAAAUUUCGACAAGAGAGUUGAAUUGGACAGUAGCAUCAAACAUGGAGAUGGCAGCAGAUAUUUUGCAGCACUAUCCAUGAUGGCUUCUAAAGCAUCUUAUGAGAACAUUGCCUAUAUUAAAACUAUAGUCCAGGAUCAUUGGAAGAUGGAGUUCUUGGGUUCUUAUGACUUCUGGAAUGAUUAUCAAGAAAAAGCAACAACACAAGCUUUCCUUCUUCGAGACAAAACAAAUGAGCAGGACACAAUUGUUGUGGCAUUUAGAGGAACAGAACCAUUCGAUGCCGAUGCAUGGUGUUCCGACUUCGACAUUUCCUGGUACGAAAUCCCCGGAGUUGGAAAUAUUCAUGGAGGUUUCAUGAAAUCUCUAGGCCUACAAAAAUCUGUCGGCUGGCCUAAAGAAACCAGCGAAGAAGACGAUAAACGCCCCGCGCCCUUAGCUUACUAUGCCAUUAGAGAGAUAUUAAGAGAAAUAAUGGUGAAUAAUGAGACAAAGUUCAUCUUGACAGGCCACAGCCAAGGAGGGUCGCUGGCAAUUUUGUUUCCAGCAGUGUUGGCGUUGCAUGAGGAGAAAUUGUUGUUGGAGAGAUUGGAAGGAGUUUACACGUUCGGACAGCCAAGAGUAGGAGAUGAGAGAUUCGGACAGUAUAUGGAGAAGAUGUUGAGAGAUCGUGGCAUCAAAUAUUUCAGAUUUGUUUAUGGUAAUGAUGUUGUUCCUCGUCUGCCUUAUGAUGAUAAAGCACUUAUGUUCAAGCACUUUGGGACCUGUGUUUACUAUGACCGUCACUAUGAAGGGAAGAUUGUUGGAGAAGAGCCAAACAAGAAUUACUUCUCUCCACUAAGGGCAAUACCCAUGAUGAUAAACGCUUUCUUUGAGUUGAUAAGGAGCUUCACUAUUUCGUACACAAAGGGACACGAUUACAAAGAAGGAUGGCUUCUCUGGACAUUUCGGGUAAUCGGAUUGGUCGUCCCGGGUUUGCCCGCCCAUUCAACCCAAGAUUACGUAAAUGCCACUCGUUUGGGAUCUCCAGAGCUACUUGUAUCCACUUAUACAAACAUUACCCAGUAAUGGUUAUGGCUUAUGUGUGCGUGUGUGUGUGUAUAUAUAUAUCUUUGUGCAUAUCAUGCAAAUUAACUUCUUCUCCAUCCCCUAUCUGUUUGAUCAGCAGAGUUGUGAUGAUGUAAAGUACUUUAGAUAUAAUAUCGUGGAACUCUGG
Messenger RNA from Tripterygium wilfordii, 1619 nucleotides. RefSeq names its product triacylglycerol lipase OBL1-like. The record is from RefSeq and is a predicted model, not a curated record. NCBI's taxonomy places the organism in Eukaryota, Viridiplantae, Streptophyta, Magnoliopsida, Celastrales, Celastraceae. Gene Ontology annotation, biological process: lipid metabolic process. The coding region runs from base 53 to 1471 and encodes 472 amino acids. The transcript has 5 exons. Gene Ontology annotation, molecular function: triacylglycerol lipase activity.